CAACUCUCCUUCACUAUACACACAACAACACAACACACAGUUCAAACAACACUCACACACAAUAUACCCUUUUAUCCCCUCUCUUACCUUCUCCUUACCUUCUUCUUUCAACCCAACCCAUUCAUGGCUUCCUCACCCACAUUAUUCACUUCUAUUCUCAUUCUCACUCUUUUCUUCCUUCAAAUUCAUGCAAGAGAAAGCAAGUACUUCUUCAGCAAAAUACCCAACAACAAUGUUGACAACAACUUUGAUGCCAAAGAAACCCAAAUCACCAACGAUGAGAAAGUUGAUCCUUUAACAAAUCCAGAAAAAACCACCACUUCCUCACAAAAUAAUCAACAGCCAAACUUCAUCCCUCAAACCCAAGACAACGGCUAUGGUCUAUACGGUCACGAAUCCGGUCAGCUCCCCCCUAAUUCCAACAGCAAAUUCUUCUCUCAAAACGGCCGCGAAAAUGGCCGCUCUUUUACCACUACCACCACCUACAACGACGACGACGACAACAACAAAUUCAAAAAUGACGUUGUUUCUAAUUACAAAUCUGAGUCAGAAGAGUACUACAACUACGACGAGGACAACAACAACAACAAUUUCCAAACUUUUGAAAAUAGCGGCUCGAAGCCAUACAAGAACUCGUUUUACUACAACAAGGAUCUUUACGACAACGGACGACAAAGCUUCCCAAAUGCCCGCCUUUCCCGAGACGAUUACACUACAACUCCUCUGUACGACCAGGGAAAAUACGAUAACUUCUACAGCAACAACGGAGACCGCAACGAUAACAACAACAAUGACAAUGGGAAUAAUGUGGUACGACAAGGAAUGAGCGACACGAGAUUCAUGGAGAAUGGAAAGUAUUAUUAUGACCUCAACAGGGAGCCACACCAUUACAGCAGAUCAUCCAGGGGCUAUUUUGGAAACAACAACAACAACAACGGGAACUCAUACCAGUACGGUAAUUCCAUGGGAAGGUAUCAGAAUCAAAAUGAUGAAGCAGAAUUUCAGGAGGAACCCGAUGAGUUCGUGCCAUAAAUGUUCGUUAUUCCACUUCUAGAUUAAGAAAGAAAAAAAACGAUAUAUUUAAUUUAGUUGUGCAUGCGAACUAUAUAUCUCCUUCUCUCCUAGUUUUACGUUUGCUUAAUUCACCUCAUAUUUAAUUCUGCUUUUUCUUCACAAAACCAAAAUCCGCAGUCCACCAAAGAUUAAAUUAUAUAUUUUUAGUGUCUGCUUUUUACUUUUAUAUAUAUAUUCGUGUGGGUUAAGUGGUAACUUGUUUAUCUUUUAUGUUUUUGGGGUCUGGAACAAUAUGAUAUAUAAAAUGAUAUACAAAUGUUUUUGUUUUCCAUUAUA
Cucumis sativus (cucumber) is the source of this 1350-nucleotide messenger RNA. Its product is annotated as protein E6. The coding region runs from base 124 to 1032 and encodes 302 amino acids. The record is from RefSeq and is a predicted model, not a curated record. NCBI's taxonomy places the organism in Eukaryota, Viridiplantae, Streptophyta, Magnoliopsida, Cucurbitales, Cucurbitaceae. The transcript has a single exon.